GACAGUUCAAGUGAGCAAGAUGUCAAUUGAGGUUAUAAGAAUCAAAAUAUAAAUAAAAUAUUUUUAAAAUAUUGAACCAAAAUGCAAAACGAAAAACGUCUACGUUUUUUAUCAACAUCCAAAGUUCUUUUUAGUUCUGAUAGCAAAAUUGAAGAAUUGGUUAAACAUGAAAAAAGUGAUAAUGACAAGGAAUCUAACCACAAAAAGAAAAUGUCCACUUUAUGGACCUUCCUGAAUAUAGAAUUGACUCGAGACUACCAGCUGGACAACUCGGAAGACAGGUUUUCUCUUAGGAGGGAGAAAAUAUAUUCUUUUAUGAAAAUUCCAAAAGAGGUUGAGCGCUUUAUGCUGUAUGGUUUUAUGCAAUGCGCAGAUGCAUUUUUAUUCGUGUACACCUUUUUGCCCAUGAGGGUUUUAUUGGCGUUAUGGGCUCUGAUGACCAGACCGUUUUGUAAAUGUUUUGGGUUUGGUCGAAAAACUAACAAAUGCAUCUUAACACCUGCUGAAAUCUGUGAUCUACUCAAGGCUUUGAUUCUUUUAGUUUGUAGUAUAAUUAUGAUGUACUUAGAUAUAAAUAUGCUGUAUCACCUAAUCAAGAGCCAAUCCGUGAUAAAGUUGUAUAUAUUUUUUAAUAUGUUGGAAAUAGGUGAUCGAUUAUUUUCUUCGUUUGGUCAAGAUGCCAUUGAUUCUUUGUUUUGGACAGCCACAGAACCAAGAGGAAGAAAAAGAGAACACUUGGGAACAAUACCUCAUUUAUUGUUCGCUAUCAUUUAUGUUGUUCUUCAUGGAGUAUUGGUAUUAUUCCAAGCAACAACUAUUAAUGUAGCUAUUAAUUCCCGAAAUAAAGCCUUAUUAACAAUAAUGAUGUCAAAUAAUUUCGUAGAAUUAAAAGGCAGCGUUUUUAAGAAAUUCAACAAUAACAACCUAUUCCAAGUUUCCUGCAGUGACGUACGCGAGCGGUUUCACUUAUGUAUUCUGCUGUUCAUGGUGAUCCUUCAAACGAUGCGUGAAUACUCCUGGAAAUCGGAGCGUUUUUGGGUGAUGUUGCCGGACUGCAUCUUCAUUCUCUUGGCGGAAAUGUUCGUCGAUUGGAUCAAGCAUGCCUUCAUAACGAGGUUCAACGAACUCAACCUAGACGUGUACAGGGAUUACACAACCAGUUUGGCGUAUGACGUUGCACAAACUAGACAAAAACACGCCUUUUCUGAUCAUUGCGACCUAGUCGCCAGACGUAUGGGAUUUAUACCGUUGCCGUUAGGCGUCGUUAUAAUUCGCGUGUUGUUUCAUUGCGUUAAUAUAGAAGAUUUAGCUUCUAUUGUUAUUUUAUUUUUUGUAUUUUUGUUUUUGACUUCUUUGAAGGUUUUAAAUAGUUUAUUGAUAUUAGCAAGGGCGUGUUAUUUGAUUAGUCAGCACAAGAUGGACAAGAGCCUUAAUUCUCCUAAUAAUAAUAGAUGUAAUAGUCCUCUAGUCACCCGAAGUCGGACUGAUACAGCUACGAGUCCAUUACACCCUAUCGUGGAUCAACCUACCCUUCGACCAACUAUGCUUUUUCAAGAGAUUGACGAUAAAAAGGACGAGAAACGUGAUGCACCACCAAUUCCGAAAGAUUUGGGACCUGCUGCUAUUUUUGCCAACAGCAACGUGGAUUUAAAGAACGCAACUCUAAACGAAGAACUUCUUAAAGUGGAAGGCGAUGACAUUAAAAUCGAAACACUCGCUGAAGAUGUUACCAGAAGUGUUCCGAAUAUAAAAUCAGAAUUGCCCGAAGACGAUAUUCCACAAGAUAGUAUUACAGAAGACACUUUCAAGAGAUCAGAGUCUGAACCUAAUUUAAACAAAAUGGAGAAUGAAAAUUGAGAUUAUUUAUGGAAGUUUAUUUUUGUACCAAAGUAAAGUUGUUGAUUUUUAA
Messenger RNA from Diabrotica balteata, 1909 nucleotides. The record is from the annotation of a GenBank genome assembly. Lineage: Eukaryota; Metazoa; Arthropoda; Insecta; Coleoptera; Chrysomelidae.